Molecule: messenger RNA, 1782 nt
Organism: Lucilia sericata (common green bottle fly)
Lineage: Eukaryota; Metazoa; Arthropoda; Insecta; Diptera; Calliphoridae
Gene: LTV1
Product: protein LTV1 homolog
Exons: 2
Coding region: 158-1672 (504 amino acids)
Biological process (GO): ribosomal small subunit export from nucleus; ribosomal small subunit biogenesis
Cellular component (GO): preribosome, small subunit precursor; cytosol; nucleus
Source: RefSeq, a predicted model, not a curated record
UCCCGUAAAUAUGGCACUACUAAAAAUUGUGUACCUUUUUCCACUACAUUUUCAGUGAUCCACAUGUGUUUUGUUUUUGUUAAAAAAAUAUUAAAAAGUUCUAAAACCUACAUCAAAUUUAAUUAAAUUUUAUCCUAAAAAAGUUGUCGAAUAUAAAAUGGGUAAAGGCAAAAAGGCUUUCAUCGAUCGAAAAAAUGCAGUGACAUUUCAUUUGGUACACAGAAGUCAGCACGAUCCAUUAGUUACGGACUCUGAAGCUCCACAACGUGUGUUGGUGGAGGCAGGUGCUCGUCAGCCUCAUAAACAAACUAGUGAACUUGAUCCGGUCAAGCGAAAGGAGGAGCAACAGAAGUAUGGAAUUCAAUUCGACGAUGAUUACGACUAUUUACAGCAUUUAAAAAAACCUGAACAAGAGGUUGUUUGGGAAUACGUUGAAAAUCCAAAUCAAGCUAAAAAACGUGUCGAUGAAGGCAGAGUGACCACUGCUCCAAAAUUGAACUUGCCUAGCUCUGUUUUUGCUACCGAGUUUGAGGAAGAUGAAGGUAUGCUGAACAAGGCUGUGCCUCAGCUAGGUCCUCGUCCAGAUUGGGAUCCAGAUGUAGUAGCCGCUUUAGAUGAUGAUUUCGAUUUCGAAAAUGAAGAUAACGUUUUAGAAGAUGAUUUCGUAAUUCAGGCCAUGGGUGAUGGAGAAGAUGACGAAGAGGAUUCUUAUGGAUCUGAUGUUGAUGACGAAAGUCAAGACUUUGAUUCUGAUGAUUUAAUGGAUGAUGAUGACGAUUUUGAUGAGGAUGACAAUGAGUUAAUGGAUCGCUUGGGUCCUCUAAUGAGAGAACGUCGUUUUGCUAAUGAAGAAACAAAGUCACAGUUUACGGAAUACUCUAUGUCUUCCAGUGUUAUACGACGUAAUGAACAGCUUACACUUUUGGAUGAUCGAUUUGAACGCUUCUACGCCACUUAUGAUGACCCGGAACUGGGUGAUCUUGCUACAGAAGAAAUUGAAGGGUCUUGGGGUCAGAAGCAUCCCUAUGUAUUAAAUUGCUUGAAACAAUUUAAAAAAUCAGAUCAGAUUAUUGAAUACAAUAAAGAAUGGGAUCAGAAACGUUUGGAAAAGUAUAGAAACGUUGUUGAUGGUGAUAAUGACCCCAACGAGGAAUUAGUAGAAGUUGAAGUAGAAGAUCCUAAAGAAAAGAAAUGGGAUUGUGAAUCAAUUCUUUCAACAUGUUCCAACAUUUACAAUCAUCCCAAAUUGAUUGACGAACCAAAACGUAGAAGUCGAAAUACCUCUUGUUCGUCAUCUAUUCCACAAGGAGUGCAAAAAAUUGAUAUAGAUCCUAAAACAGGCAUGCCCUUACAUGUCUUACAUGGUGACACUAACCAGCUAACCGCAAAAGCUUUGGCCAAACUCGACAACAGCGCAGACCAGAACGGCAAUUCGGGACCCAAAUCGCUCUGUGCUAAAUCAGUUCUAUCUACUUUAAGUGUUCUGUCUAUAAGGCCAAAAGAUGAAACUCCCGAGGAAAAGAAGGAGCGCAAGAGGCUACUUAAAGAAUACCGCAGUGAAAGGCGUAUUGAGAAAAAGGCCAAUGCUGAGGCAUUUAAAGAAGAAAAGAAGCGCCAGACUCAUGUAAAAUUGAACCAACGUUUAAAUCAACAAGGAAAUACAAUUUUGUAGUUCCAUACAAUCAAUUAGAAUUUAAGAGCGAUUAUUUGUAAAUUUUUGGUACAUACAAACUACUAUGUACUUGUUGUAAUGUAAAAACAAAGUAAAACUAAUGAAUUUUA